This is a messenger RNA of Perognathus longimembris pacificus (Pacific pocket mouse), 3877 nucleotides long. RefSeq names its product coiled-coil domain containing 158 (gene Ccdc158). The transcript has 25 exons. NCBI's taxonomy places the organism in Eukaryota, Metazoa, Chordata, Mammalia, Rodentia, Heteromyidae. The coding region runs from base 414 to 3764 and encodes 1116 amino acids. The record is from RefSeq and is a predicted model, not a curated record.
GCGGCGGCGGGAGCCGGACGCGGCGAGGCCGCGCGCGGGGUGGGGGGCGGGGCAGCGUCCGGCGCCGCCGCCGACCAGGAGCAGCCGCCCGCCGCCGCCGCGGGGCUUCGGGGCGCAGCGGGGAGCCUGCCGGUCCCCCGGUCGCACCGGUGCGGCCGCUGCCCCCGCGGAGAUGCGGCCGGUCUCUUAGGAUGAGGUGUUGGUAGCAGGUACAGGGGCCGGACGCGGCCUGGGGGGCCGGGGCGAGCCCUUCUCCGCCGGGGCUCAUUUCUGGAACCUUCCUUCCAUCGCCCCGGGGUGGUAAUAGAAUAAUUGAAAAUAAGAAUAUCCAGAAAUUAAGAUAAGAACCAAAAGAUCCAAAUAGGGAGGCAUCCGUAUUUCAAGAUCUCCAGGAAGAGUUAGAAAUAGUUAAAAUGGAAGCAAAAGCUUGUGAGCCAAAUAAUGAAGAUCUUUUACCAGGUAGUGGUAUCACACCCAAUGGAGGUUCUUCAAGCCCAUUUUUUGUGUCAUCUAUUCGUGGUACAAUAAUUGAAAACACAGCUUCAAGUGGGACUUUGACACAAAUUCCUUUUUUCCCUAAAUAUGAAGUAGAACUUGAUUCUCAUAGAAAAGUCAUCCCUUACCCUGGAAAGGAACACAUUGAACGUGUUUUGGAGGAAUAUUCACAUCAAGUCAAAGAUUUACAGAGAAGAUUAAAUGAAAGCAAUGAGUUGCAUGAGAAACAAAAGUUUUACUUAAGGCAGUCAGUCAUCGAUUUACAAACAAAACUUCAAGAAAUGCAAAUGGAAAGAGAUGCUAUGGCUGACAUCAGACGAAGGGAGAGUCAGUCCCAGGAGGAUUUAAGAAAUCAGCUUCAAAAUACAGUUCAUGAACUUGAGGCUGCAAAAUGCCUUAAGGAGGACAUGUUGAAGGACAGUAGCGCACAGAUAGAGCAGCUAAGAAAAAUGAUGCUUAGUCACGAAGGAGUACUUCAAGAAAUCAGAUCAAUCCUAGUUGACUUUGAAGAAGCCUCAGGCAAGAAAAUACAUGAACAUGACAUGUCUGCUAUGCACUUCCGAAGCUUGGGCUCUGCUAUUAGUAAAAUUCUAAGAGAAUUAGACACAGAGAUUUCUUAUCUUAAAGGGAGGAUAUUUCCAGUAGAGGAGCAACUUGAAACAUUGAAAUCUGAAUCACAGAACAAAAUAGAACUACUGCUUCAACAACAUCAAGAUAGGAUUGAGCAGUUGAUAAGUGAACAUGAAAUUGAAAUAACAGGACUUACUGAGAAAGCUAGCAGUGCUCGAAGCCAAGCCAAUAGUAUCCAAAGCCAACUGGAAAUCAUUCAAGAGCAAGCAAGAAAUCAAAACUCCAUGUAUAUGCGUCAACUCAGUGACCUGGAAUCUACUGUUUCUCAGCUGCGUUCUGAACUUAGGGAAGCCAAAAGGAUGUAUGAAGACAAAAUAGAAGACCUGGAGAAGCAGCUAGUCCUUGCCAGUUCAGAGCUCACAGAGGCUCGCACGGAACGGGAUCAGUUCAGUCAGGAAUCUGGGAAUUUGGAUGAUCAACUGCAAAAGCUACUGGCAGAUCUACACAAGAGAGAGAAAGAGUUGAGUCUGGAAAAGGAGCAGAACAAGCGUCUUUGGGACCGAGACACAGGCAACAGCAUCACCAUUGACCACCUGCGGCGGGAACUGGAUGACCGGAACAUGGAGGUGCAGCGCCUGGAGGCCCUGCUCAAGGCCAUGAAGAGUGAAUGUCAGGGCCAGAUGGAGCGGCAGAUGGCAGCAAUUCAAGGGAAGAAUGAGAGCUUGGAAAAGGUGUCUUCUCUGACUGCACAGCUUGAGUCCACCAAGGAGAUGCUGCGCAAAGUGGUAGAAGAGUUGACAGCCAAGAAGAUGACCCUGGAAAGCUCAGAGAGGACAGUGUCAGACCUGACAGCUUCCCUCCAGGAAAAAGAGCGAGCCAUCGAGGCCACCAAUGCAGAGAUCACCAAGCUUCGCUCCCGGGUGGACUUGAAAUUGCAGGAGCUUCAACACCUGAAAACUGAAGGGGAUCAUCUUAGAAAUGUGCAGACAGAAUGUGAGGCACUCAAGCUUCAGAUGGCAGAAAAGGACAAGGUGAUCGAGAUUUUGCGCCAGCAGAUCGAAAACAUGACCCAGCUGGUUGGCCAGCAUGGAAGAACUGCCGGUGCUAUGCAAGUAGAAAAGGCUCAGCUGGAGAAAGAGAUUAAUGAUAGGAGACUGGAACUGCAGGAAUUUAAGAUUUUAAAAGAUAAAAAAGAUGCCAAGAUCCGAGAACUUGAAGCCAGAGUGAGUGACCUAGAGCUAGAAAAGGUGAAGCUGGUGAAUGCAGGCUCUGAGCGGCUACGUGCGGUGAAGGACAUCAAACAAGAGAGAGAUCAGUUAUUAAAUGAGGUGAAGGCUAGUAGGAGUGAAUUAAACAAUCUGUCAGAGGACUAUGAAGUCUUAAAAAGGAAUUUUCGAAACAAAAGUGAAGAGAUGGAAACUACAACAAAUAAACUGAAAAUGCAAUUAAAAUCUGCACAGUCUGAAUUGGAACAAACAAGGAAUACACUAAAAUCCAUGGAAGGAUCUGAUGGUCAUGCUAUGAAAGUGGCAAUGGGGAUGCAAAAGCAAAUCACAGCCAAAAGAGGGCAGAUUGAUGCCCUGCAGAGCAAGAUCCAGUUUUUGGAAGAAGCCAUGACAAAUGCAAAUAAGGAGAAGCAUUUUUUAAAAGAAGAGAAGAGCAAACUCAGCCAAGAAUUGAGCACUGUUGCAACAGAAAAAAACAAGAUGGCUGGAGAACUGGAAGUUCUGCGGUCUCAGGAGCGUCGCUUGAAAGAAAAAGUUGCUAAUAUGGAAGUUGCUCUUGAUAAGGCGUCUUUGCAGUUUGCAGAAUGUCAAGAUAUAAUACAGCGCCAAGAACAAGAAUCUGUGCGCCUAAAACUUCAGCACACUUUGGAUGUUAAAGAACUUCAGGGACCUGGGUACACCUCAAAUUCUUCAAUAAAACCCCGCCUUCUCCAGCCAGCAUCUGUCACUCGCUCUCAUUCUAAUGUGCCAUCUUCUCAGUCUACCGCCAGCUUCCUGUCACAUCACUCUAUGAAGGCAAACACACUGAAGGAAGAUCCCACAAGAGACCUGAAGCAGCUUUUACAAGAGUUGAGAAGUGUGAUCAAUGAGGAGCCAGCUGUGCCUCUGAGCAAGGCUGAGGAUGACGGGAGAACGCCCUCUCUCGGGGCCUUGAGUGUGGCUGUAGAUGACAGAGUAAGAGAUUGUAUUACUGAAUCAACCCUGAGAGCAGAACUAUGCCACAGAAGCAGCAACUCAUUGAGGGAAUCUACUGAAGGCAGCAAGUCAAGUGAAACCCUUAGCAGAGAUCCAGUCACAUUACAUACAGGAGACCUGGAAGAUCCACCUGGUUGCUUUGUAUUCCCAUCUGCAGUAAGUCCAUCGGUGAAAAACUCAACUUCUCGUUCCUUCACUUCGCCUAAGAAGUCUCCAGUGCACUCACUCCUGACAAGCUCAGCUGAAGAUUCCGUUGGGUCCACAUCACAAUAUAGAUCUACUAAGCCUAUUCAUUCACCUGAUUCUGUUAAAGAUUCACAGUCUCCGCCAGUAGAAACAACAGGAAAAACAUGCAGGAAACUUCAGAACAGACUGGAAAGCUUGCAAACCCUGGUAGAAGAUUUACAGAUGAAAAACCAAGCAAUGUCUUCAAUGAUCAGAAAUCAAGAAAAGAGGAUUCAGAAAGUGAAAGACCAAGAAAAAAUGUUGCUAAAAUGAUGGGUUGCUUGCCUGUUCUUUACAGAGGGAGGGUGCCUGAUUGUGGUGUUACUUAUAAUUAGUACCCUGUGUACUUUUUCUUUUUAUGUCAAAAUUUAAUAAAAGAUACUCUG